AUGGCCGAUACUUCGAGAAAGAGGAAGCAGACGCCAGGCAACACGGGUCCUGGCAAUCCUGUCAAACGCACCCGAUUCCAACAGAGGCCGCAGCACGUCAUCCCCGCCAUACCGACUAGCAACGCGUACCCCAAUGGCGAGAUCAACGUCAAAAACUUUCUCAAGUCGCACGAAAAUGAGAUCAAAUCGCUCGAGGGCGCCAUCAAGGCGGCCAAGAAGGGGCAGUCGCGACGAGCUUUUCAAGAUGUGCCGAGGGGGUUGAGGAGGAGGACGGCGAGCCAUAAUCCGCAUCGCGUACCAAAGAGACUGCGGGUCAGGGCGCGACAGGAGGCUAAAGAAGACAACACACCCAUUUCAAGAGGCACUAGCGGGAGCGGUGUUGGGAAAGGGAAGAAGAAGCAUCUAAGGAAGGCGGGGAGGGAGAACAGCAGGCAGGUCGCCAAGAAGAGGAGCAACGGCAACACCGCUGCAGCUGGGAAAGACCAUGACGGGGACGCAGCAAUGGAGGAUGCGCCGGAGCAAGUCAUGAAGCCCUCACCACCAAAGCCGAAGCGCAAGUUUCCUGCUCUAGCUACGCCCGCUACCCCUCCAUCUCGAUUCCGCAGACGACAGCGAGAUAAGACAUGGCUACCCACACAUCUAUGGCAUACGAAGCGUGCAAAGAUGACAGAACCAAAGGAGCCGCUCUGGCGCUUCGCAAUCCCACUGCAACCAGCAGUCAAGGCAUAUCGUCUGACACACAGAGCCGCAACCCAGCGCGGAGCCGUUGCGUGGGAUGUAAGCUACAUGUCAACUCUCAGUCUCGAGGGCCCUGAGGCUAGUAUAGCCGGGCUACUCAAGGGUCUGCACUUUGCAGUAGACAGUGCAGAGGACCCGUGGCAGAACAGAGGCAGGGCCAGGAAGUGGAGAAAUGGUACCAGAGUUUGGGAAGGCUGGAUAUACGAAAGAGAAGCCAAGCCGCUGAGGAAAAUCGCCCAAGUGACUGUCAUCUGGUGUGCCCCGCAUGCAGGCAGCAACAAGACGAAAGCCUUUGUUCGUGUGCACCCGAGCGCUUUCUUACAACUCUGGAAUCAAGUGGUCAGGAUGGCCAAAGUGCAGAAGCCAGCUGUCACGGUUCGAGAUCUCCGCUUCGAUAUUGGCUCUAUCGAGAUCACAGGUCCGGCCGCUACAGAAGCCCUUUGCUCGAUUCUUGCUCCCGUAUCUUCCCCAGAUGCAGGGCCCGAUGCUCCAGAGUCUCUUUGGCCCGCCCUGGCUUCUGUCACAGACGCUGCAUCACUACCAAGCGGUGCGCUUUUGUCUUUUGACAUUUCAGAUCCCCGGCUUCGCGAUCCUCCUCGCACGUCGCCCGUGGCAUACGACCAACAAUCUCUGACUGCCUUGACGGAAACCCUUGCAACCUGGCCGCCCGACAAAGCCUCAAUCCCAGCCUCCAUCUUCGAUACCAAAAGCCGGCUAGCCGCACAACGAACCGUGCCGUCUCAGAAGUCUAUAAAUCGUCGGAAGAGCGCAUGCACAUUAGGUGAAGACCCAGAGGCACGCUCAACUGAUCCGCGUAUUCCGACGCUUGUACUUGUAUCGCGAGAAAGCAAGUCUUGGACUGUUCUUCUUCCCUGGAGAUGCGUGAUGCCCGUAUGGCGACAGAUGAUGCGCUACCCAGUAUCUACAGGCGAAACCCCACUAUUUGGCGGCUUGAAAGAAAGACGCCAGGUUGACUUUGAGCGUUCGAAGCCACACUUCCCGUACGAUCAUCCUGGCACGGAUGCUGGAUGGAGUUGGGAACUACGUGAGCGAGAGGUGAGGAAGCACGAAUGGACUAAGCGUCCAAAGGGAAAGAGGAUUGAGUGGUCGACGAUUGAUCUCGGCAAUGGUAGGAAGGGUGAGAUUGGAGAUCCCUGGUCUUGCGACUGGGAGCGAUUGAUUCCAAGAUGGAAAGGAGAGAUUACCACUCGUCGAGAGGAGUCAGGAGAGUCCCAGACCCCUGUCAGACAGCUCUCUCCCAGAGAUGCAGUUGACUUGAUUGAGAAGGGCAACGCUACGUUGGGCGACUCUUGGCCGUCGCCAGAUGUGUUCACGGCCAAGAUCACAAUGGUACAGCGAGGUACCCCUACGGACUGCGCUCGCAUCUACCGUCUGCCUGCAGACGCACAAGUCCGAAGCAGAUGGCUGUCCUUGAUGCCACAAUCUGGCACAAAGCGUGCAUCGAAAGCAGGCGAGGAAGACUAUCCUCUUGUCCCCGACGAGGCGGAUCUAAUGGGCUUUGUUACAACAGGCAACUACAACCUUGCAGAGGGCAUGCCAACAGCUAUUGCGAAUCUGGCGGUGCACAGAGUAGCAACACUUUCUCCACGCCCUGAACCACUCCGCCGUGAACAACUCCGCCCGACGGUCAACGACAUGUCUGAGGACCGGCCGGCCGACGACCAGGGCGAGGGCGUCGACGCUGCCGUGGGACUGCCGUCAGACGUGCUCCAAGAACUGACUACCAACAUCCUCGACGACUUGCUGAGCAAUAUCGUCUUCACCACGGCCCUAUCAUGCCACCGAUCCGAGAAGCUGCUCCGCAUGCAGUCGGCCGCCACGCAAGCCGAGUCCAUCGCCCUGGCAAACCUCGAGCCGCAGUCGCAGAAGCAAAACACGACAGGCGCCACGUCGAUACCCGUCGCUGAGACAUCGGCAGCAAAGUACGACAAUGGACGUGUCUUCCUCAAGGGCAAUCCGCUCAAGACAACGCCUGAGAUAAUAUGUCCACACUGCAAGCUGCCCCGGUUGAUGCACCCCAUCAUGGGCAAGGGCAUGCAGAACCCAGACCUGACCAAAGAGUACUGCAUGCUCUACCCUUUCGUCCAGCGAUCGGGCCACGACGUCUACGGCAACCCCUUCCCCACCGACAUGGCCAAGAGCAAGAAGGAACGCGAGCUCAUCAAGCAGCAGCAGAAGAACGCCGAGAAGGAGAGCGUAGGCACGCCCGGCUCCCAAGACACAGACAUGGCCGGCGGCGACACCAAGGAAAUCAAGCUCAACACGGGCGGCAAACCCGCUUCCUACAUCCCCUGGCACACGUGUCCCAACUGCAAGCGCAGCUUACUCAUAACGCGCUUCGCACAGCACCUAGAAAAGUGCCUCGGCAUCAGCGGGCGGCAGAGUAGUCGCAACGCCAUGGCCAAACUCACGGGACAAAACGGCGGCACGGGUUCAGGUCUCGGCAACACGCCGCUGGGAAGUCGCAUGGGCACGCCCGCGCCCGGCGAGUCGUCAUCCGCCAACAACCCCAAGACGAGUAGUAAAACAAAGGGCAUCUCGCCCGUUAAACGUCUCAAGGGCGAAAAGGACGACGAUGCCGACGCUGAUGACAUGGACAACGAUACCCCCGAACGCCGCAAGAUGAAGAAGAAGUCGUCCUAUGUCAAGAAGGCUGAUCGUGAUAAGCCAUCUUCUAACUCGACUACCACUUCCAACGGCAAUGGCAAUGGCACGCUCAAAGUCAAGCUGAAAACUAGUAGUGGUGGUAGACCUGAUCUUGGGGAUCGAAAACACAGCGAGAGUAGUGAAAGGGGCGAGGGCAAGCGCGACCGUGACGCUGAUGACGUCGGUGGAGAUUCACCCAAGAAGAAGAAGAUUAAGCUUAGUUUGGGUCCUGGUGGUGGUGGGGGCAAGGAUAGAGGGAGGGCGAGUGCGAGUGUGGAGCCGUCUGUUAGGGGCGCGAGUCCGGAGUAG
Messenger RNA from Alternaria arborescens, 3714 nucleotides. RefSeq lists its product as hypothetical. Lineage: Eukaryota; Fungi; Ascomycota; Dothideomycetes; Pleosporales; Pleosporaceae. Gene Ontology annotation, cellular component: ribonuclease MRP complex; nucleolar ribonuclease P complex. Gene Ontology annotation, biological process: tRNA 5'-leader removal. The record is from RefSeq and is a predicted model, not a curated record. The transcript is spliced from 3 exons. The coding region runs from base 1 to 3714 and encodes 1237 amino acids.